This is a messenger RNA of Pneumocystis murina B123, 143 nucleotides long. RefSeq lists its product as hypothetical. The transcript has a single exon. NCBI's taxonomy places the organism in Eukaryota, Fungi, Ascomycota, Pneumocystomycetes, Pneumocystales, Pneumocystaceae. The annotation marks the transcript as partial. The record is from RefSeq and is a predicted model, not a curated record.
AUGCCACUCAGGGACAAGCGAUGGGUAGAGGAAGUCGCCCAGAAAGAGGCGGCGAUGGCACAGCCGGUUAAGAGGCAAGCAGCAGGACAAGCAGCAGGAAAUGAUGAGAUUAAGGAGGAACAGGUUUUGGGUUUAAUUGUGAA